UGUUUAAGCGAAAUUCAUUGUUCUAACCUCUUAAAGGGAGAGUUCUGUAUUCGAGUAAGUGUUUGGAAUAACAGGUGCUUAGUUUGUUGUGAACAAUGGAUAAUUAUAGUUAUUGGAACUAUUGGAAGCGGCCCUUGAAACUUCAUGAACUCAUGGCAGAAAUUGAAAACAUUGAUGACGAUGAGUUGAUUCCUGAUACUAUUGCCGUUCUACCGCCAGUUAACGCAAAUGAAUAUAACACUGAUGAGGAUUCCGGCGACGGAAAUGAAGUGGAUAUAAACAACCUCCCUGGAAGUCAGCUGAUGACUGAAGUUGAGGUUGUAUUUGAAAACAAGGGAUCAAACCAAACUACAGUUGAGAGUGAUUUUGAUAGCGACGAUGACCUACCUUUGUCUACCUUACGAAAAAACGACCAAAAUUAUCAAAACCAAAUUACUCUUGGAAAAAAGGUGACAUCAACCAAGAUUUUCCAGAAUGGGUAAACGCAAGUGGUCCAAAAAAUUCUUUAUCUCCUUUAG
Messenger RNA from Acanthoscelides obtectus, 518 nucleotides. Lineage: Eukaryota; Metazoa; Arthropoda; Insecta; Coleoptera; Chrysomelidae. The record is from the annotation of a GenBank genome assembly.